Molecule: messenger RNA, 3399 nt
Organism: Aspergillus nidulans FGSC A4
Lineage: Eukaryota; Fungi; Ascomycota; Eurotiomycetes; Eurotiales; Aspergillaceae
Product: protein chiC
Exons: 6
Coding region: 1-3399 (1132 amino acids)
Biological process (GO): carbohydrate metabolic process
Molecular function (GO): chitin binding; hydrolase activity, hydrolyzing O-glycosyl compounds; endochitinase activity
Source: RefSeq, a predicted model, not a curated record
AUGUCCAAAGACUUGCAAAGAUUCAAUAUGCUGUUGCUGUACUGUUCUCGCUUUCAUCUCUGCGUCCUUGCAGCUCUCAUUUGUCUCGCCAUUGUGAGCGCACAGCAAGACUACUCUUGCUCUCCUGUCAGACCAUGCAAACUAGGAUGCUGCGGGAAGAACAAUGUCUGCGGUAUGGGGCCCUCCUACUGCGCCAGCGAGAACUGUACCUCGACCUGCGACGCAAAGAGCGAGUGUGACCCAGGCUGGGGCUCGCAAUGGAGUCAGCGGCAAAGCUGCCCGCUCAACGUCUGCUGCUCCAAGUAUGGUUUCUGCGGCACAACCGAGGAGUUCUGUGGCGAUGAAAAGGUCACCAAGCCGAGUUGUCCCGGGGGGACGAGCGCAAGCAAAAAGGUCAUUGGGUAUUAUGAGGGGUGGUCGACAAGUAAGAAGUGUAAUGGGCUCAAUCCGGAGGACUUGUUGAUGGGGGCGUACACGCAUCUCAAUUACGCGUUUGCAUUUAUUGACCCAGAGAGCUAUAAGAUUGCCAAUAUGCAGGACUCUGACGAGGAGUAUAUGCCGCGCCUGACGGCACUGAAGAACUAUAACCCCAGUCUUGAAGUUUGGAUUGCCAUAGGUGGCUGGAGCAUGAACGACCCCGAUCAACCCACGAGGCGGACCUUCUCCGAGCUGGCGGCAUCCAAGUCUCACCAAGAUGUAUUCUUCGAGUCUCUCCUCUCCUUCAUGGACAAGUAUGGCUUUGACGGGGUAGACAUUGACUGGGAGUAUCCUGUAGCAGAAGAGCGCUCCGGCGCCCCCGAGGACUUUGAAAACUAUGUAUCCUUCCUCAAGAAUCUCCGGGCUGUGUUGGGAAACCGAGGGCUCACCAUCACCCUCCCCGCCUCGUUCUGGUACCUGCAGCACUUUGACAUCAAGAACAUGGAGCCCAUUCUCGACUGGUUCAACAUCAUGAGCUACGACUUGCACGGCACCUGGGAUGGCACAAACCCUUAUCUGGGCCCAUACAUUAAUUCACAUACGAACCUCACCGAGAUCGACCUCGCCAUGGAGCUCCUUUGGAGAAACGACAUAGACCCCAAAAAGGUCGUCAUGGGAAUGGGCUUCUACGGCCGCAGUUUCACUCUCUCAGACCCAGCAUGUAACACUCCAGGCUGCGGCUUCUCAGCAGGUGGCAACCCGGGUAAGUGCUCGGCGUCGGCAGGGAGCUUGAUGUUCUCUGAGAUUCAGGAGAUUAUCGAUGCGGGCGGCGCCAAAGUGACGAACGACGAGAAGGCUGGCGUGCAGAUGGUGACCUGGGACACAAACCAGUGGGUAUCGUACGACGAUGACGAGACUCUCAAAGCUAAGAUGGAGUACGCCAACGAGCUCUGCCUGGGCGGAGUGAUGGUCUGGGCAGCCUCGACAGACGACCACAAAGGCACCGCCAUUCGAGCCCUAGCCAAGGCCGCGGGGCGCACCGACCUGACUGUCCCUGUGCUCGCGGCAAAGGCCAACAACGACCCAAGCCAGUGCGUCUGGGGCGAGUGCGGCGCUGACUGCCCUUCAGGGUUGAUCCCUGUCGAAGAGUCCUCGAGCAACAAGAACCCGCUAGGGAUUGAGCUGGGCUGCAAUCAAGGAACUCGUUACUUCUGCUGCCCAUCCAAGAGCCCGCCGACCUGCAAAUGGAAAGGCAGUCCCAAGUUCUGUGGUUUGUUAUCCAAGAAUCGCUGCACCGACGACGAAAUCGAGGUUUCGGCCAGCACCGAGGGCUGCUGGACAGGCCACAAGUCGCUCUGCUGCACCAAGACCGAGUCCACUGACGUCCUCGAUGCCUGCAAGUGGUUUGGUGCCGCCCCCAUCUGCGCUGCCAGUGCGUUCUUUCCUUCACUCCUUGGCCCACUAGGUGGCGCCUUCUCCUUCCACUCCUACGGCUGCGACGACGAUGACAACCGCCCCAACGAACUCACAAAGGCCAAACAGGGGCAGGGCGGGCAGCAAAGCUGCACCUAUAACGGCGGAUUCAAGAGCUUCUGCUGCGAGAACCCAACGCCGUGGAAGGACUGCAAAUGGCGCGCCGGAAACACGGCUUGGGUGCAAUGGGAGAACCUCCUCUUCGGGCCUAUUGGGGCUCUCUUCUUCGACUUCUCAACGGACUGCAAGACGGGCUGCGAGCCUGGCGAGACAACUGUUGCCACGGACGGUUGGGGCUGUCGAUCAGGUACUUAUUCGUACUUCUGCUGCGCGGACCCCAACCAGCCCGCCUCGCCUGACCUGCCAGAUAUCAACCUUUGCUAUGGCCCUAACCACCUUGAUAGCCUAACCAGUGACUUGGAGGGAGAGUCUAACCUGCCCAACGUCUACGAGGAGGAGACUGUGUUUGAUUACGGCUGCGGAACCGAUGACCUGACAGCACUCCUGAAGGGGAAAAGAGGCACCGAAGAUGUGGCUUUUGCAUCCAACUUAUCCCAGCUAGCCGUCCUAGAGACAUCCCCCUUUCUCCUUGAAGAACACGAUCUAGUACCCCGUGGCGCUCGCGAGAGGAUCGCAAUGGCUCUCUGCGGUCCCAAUGGGCAAAGAUCCAGCAUCUGGGUGCAGCAGUACCCCGGCGCGUCCAGCAUUCUGCUCGCAACUGGUCGAGCCUGGACAGUUGCCAAACAGGGUCUCUGCGCCGCCGCUGGGAUAACCAGCCUUAGCACGCUCGCCAGUAACACAGACUGGGUGACUGAACACGUCCUGGAGAAGCAAGAGUUCCGCAACGCGCUCGAGUACAUGGCAGCCGGACAGACCCCGAGCGGGACCAUGUUGCGCUCCGGCGCCGUUCCCUUCGCGCAAGUCUUCGGCAACAACGGUAUCUUCCAGCAGAGUUGGCCUACUGUGACAUACCCGACUCUGACCUUUACGCACAACUUGGUGGGAAACAUCAAUGAUUUCUUCACAGGCUUGCUAGGCCGCACGAGCGAUCCAGGCCUGUCGAAUCGAUUCAUCGAGAACCUCCAAGUCUGCGACCGCGACUUCAACGUAUACAAGGAGUAUAUGGUCAAAGGGGCGGACUUUAUCUCGCGGACCAUGUGGAGUAACUACAACCCGCAGGAGCGGGUGGUAGCGGCAUUCAGUUCGACGUAUAAAAAUAUCGCGACCAUGUUCAAGGAUCUAACGCGGUAUGCGGCGACGCAAGGUAUCACGUAUGACUUUGAAGAUGCCUGGAAGCAGAUCAUGCCGGAUUAUCUGAACUGGCAAGUGGAGAGAGUGAGAGACACCUUCGAGACAUAUGUAGACGAGGAGAUCCUGUAUUGGGCGAGCAGUCUGGCACAGAAUACUUACGCGCCGCUGGUGAUCAAGGAAAUGAGCGAUCUGUUGCAGGAUCUGAAGACGAAUAUGAACACACUGCUGGCCUUGCCGGUGACACAGAUGACCAGCUAG